GCUCCUCCUGCCGACAGAUUUGACGCUCAGAUCAACACAGCCAACAAACAUGAGGAGUGCCGGAGGGAAUAUUCUUCUUUUGUCGUUUGCUUUUCUUGCAACAGCCCAGGAUGAUGUGAAGUGUCCCACUCCGGCGGAGUUCCCCCACACCAGACUGCAGCAGAAGUACAGCUCCAGACCGUGGUUCCACAGCGGGGAAAAGGUUUACUACAACUGCCUGGAGGACUUCUCCCCAGCCAGGGGGAGCCGCUCCGUGCAGUGUGUCAACGGAACAUGGAGCAAACUCACUCUAAAAUGCGAAAAGAAAUCAUGUGGCAACGCUGGGGAUCUGCCCAAUGGCCAGUUCCAUUAUGAAGGGAACACAUAUAUUGGAGAAAAAGUCUACGCUGAAUGCAACAAAGGAUUCACUCUGAAGGGAAUGGACUACAUGAUAUGUAAGAAGUCUGGAUGGACCGGUGAAUUCCCGUCUUGUGAAGAGGGAGCGGCCACCUGCUCCACCCCGGUAGUGCAUGACGCUGUGCAGAGACGUGGAGAGGCUUCGGUGCACCAGGUGGGAGAGAGCAUGAACUUCACAUGUAGGCAGGGUUUCCAGCUGGAAGGAGCUCAGCAGAUCACCUGUGGUCCCGGGGGCCUCUGGCAGCCUCAAGCCCCUCGAUGUCGUCCCUCCCCUGAUAAAACUCAACACUCAUCAGGCAGAGGAGUGAGUAGAUGUGGCGCACCGCCAUCCGUCGGCAUCUCCAACGCACACCUGGCUGACAAGAACAUCGCCGUGACGUCGUUUGCCUCUGGUGAUAAAGUCUAUUAUGUGUGUAAUGUUGGGUACGUUCCAACGUGGGGCAGCAGGUCUCGCACGUGCGUGAAUGGAAAGUGGACAAAACUGAAGCUAAAAUGUGAACGGAAACUUUGUGGAAAUGCAGGAGAGAUUCAAAACGGACAGUUUGAGUAUACUGGAAUUGAGUUUGGAGACACUGCCACAGCCGUGUGUAAUGAUGGGUAUGUACUUGUGGGAAAGGCCACUAGGACCUGCAUGAAUAACGGUUGGGACGGACGGGUUCCUGAUUGUGAAGUUGUGACAUGUGUCGAGCCAGAGGUGACGAACGCCGAAAGGAAAGGCCUCCAGGAGCCACCGUACCUGUACAGGAGCGCGCUUCAGUUCGCAUGCCGCCAGGGAACGCUCGUGGGCCCGAGGGAGAUCUGGUGCACCAAGGACGGGACGUGGAGCGCCUCUCCGCCACAAUGCCAAGAAAUAACAUGUCCGUCACCAAAUGUGCGCAACGGCUUCUGGAUGGGAGCCCGGAACAACAAGUAUCAACCCAUGGACACGAUAUCGGUGGAGUGUAAACCGGGCUACAUCAUCGCGGGACCACGCUCCAUCAUCUGCAGCAGUGACGGCCGGUGGCUUCCUCAGCUUCCCCGGUGCCUCCUCUCGCGGCACAACUGGAGAGGCUAGUCUGCUGCCUGCAAUGUACAAGCACUAUUUAAUCCAACGUGGAUAACCCGUUCCACAACAACCAGGUGAAGAUGAGAGUCAUCUCUUAAGCUAUUAAUACAUUGUCUCCAAAAUUAACACAGUUAAAAACCACCUUUUUAAUAAUGGUACAUUAUGUAUUUAGCUCUUAAUACUUGUAUAUGGUAUUUAUACAGACAUUAAAAUGUGUUUAAAAUG
Molecule: messenger RNA, 1666 nt
Organism: Cololabis saira (Pacific saury)
Lineage: Eukaryota; Metazoa; Chordata; Actinopteri; Beloniformes; Belonidae
Product: C4b-binding protein-like
Exons: 11
Coding region: 50-1450 (466 amino acids)
Source: RefSeq, a predicted model, not a curated record